CGAUCUGAAGCCAGGCGACGUCAUGGAUCCCCAGGGGACGCUAAGUUUGGAGAAACAGGGACCCGCGCUCUUGGCAGAGCCCCCGCCGGCCGAGGGGCUGCCCGCCCCGGCGGUCCUCUGUGCGGGGAGUGGCGGGGACGGUGGCGGCGGCGGCUCCUCGGAGGCCCCGAGCCUGGACGCUGAGCCCUUGUCCGCGGAGGAAGAGGCUGCCCCCCGGGAGCAGGAGGAGCCGUGGGAGUGCCGCCGCCGCCUCCCGCGUUCCUUCUCGCUGCCCGCGGACCCGAUCUUGGAGGCAGCCAAGUUGCUGCAGCAGCGACAGCAGCUUGGCCUGGCGCUGGACCCGCAGGGCGGUGAGGGGGCCGAGGGCGCGCCGCACAGCCCCGGCGGCUGCUGCGCCAAGUGCAAGAAGCGGGUGCAGUUCGCCGACGCGCUGGGGCUGAGCCUGGCCAGCGUGAAGCACUUCAACGAGGCGGAGGAGCCGCAGGUGCCUCCCGCCGUGCUCUCCCGCCUCCGCAGCUUCCCCAUGCGCGCCCAAGACCUAGAGCAGCUCCCGGGCCUCCUGGCCGCGGCGGCAGCGGCCGCGCCCCUCUCCGCGCCACCUCCCCGGCUUCGGCCUCUUUUCGAGCUUCCCGGGCCGGGCGCAGCCGCCGAGCGUCUGCGGCGGCAGCGUGUGUGCCUGGAGCGCGUGCAGUGCUCGGCGCCCUCAGGCGCAGAGGUGACGGGCUCUGGCCGGGUGCUCGGCUGCCCCGGGCCGAGAACCGUGGCGGUGCGCUACACCUUCACCGAGUGGCGCUCCUUUCUGGACGUGCCCGCCGAGCUACGGCCCGAGCCGGUGGAGCCACAGCCGGCAGAAGCGUCGUCGGGGGAGCCCGCGGACGCCGGGGAGGAGCCGGGAGCCGAGCGCUUCCACUUCUCGCUUUUCCUGCCCCCGGGUCUACAGCCCCAGGAGGGGGAAGACGCGCCGGGGGCCGCGGUCCACUUCGCCGUCUGCUACCGCUGCGCCCAGGGCGAGUUCUGGGACAACAACGCGGGGGCCAACUACACGCUGCGCUAUGUGCGCCCUUCCGACGCGCUCUGAGCCCAAGGCUGGGGCCCAGGCAGCGAGGUGACCUGCCGGGACGUCUUUCUGAGCACCGUCCACCGGGGAAGGAGAGGAGGGAGCCGCUCAGCUGUAAACUCGCACCAGGACAGAUCCUUCGAGCAAGCAUCGUGAGCCCGGGCAACGCACCCAACCUCCCUGGCCCGUUUUCUCCUAGCUUAGGCCUCCCUAGGCUGCUUCUAGAAUUCUCGCCCUGCGCCAGAACGCGAAGAAAUUCUUGACCGAGCCGUAGCUUCCUUCAAGAAAAAGGUCCUGACCCCUGUGCACAGCUGUAAGACCUUGGCUUGGGAUUUGUUCUCAACUGUAGACCUCGUGUUUUAGCCUUUGCAGCUUGCUGGAGACGCCUCGGGUCUCAGGGAACGGACAGCCGUCCUGCCUCGUCGUGCCUGCCGAGAGAAGGUGCAGGACCCGGGGCGGUCGCCGGAGCCUUCACCCAGGGUCCUGUUUCUCAGUGAAAACCGAGUGGGGCCUUGGCUGGGCUGUCCUUUUCUUUUAAUUGGGAUCUGGGGGAUGUUUGCACAGUCUGGACAUUGUUUACUGGGUCCCUGUGUACACAUGUCCUUUAAAAAAUAAAGGCCACUUGCACACC
Molecule: messenger RNA, 1688 nt
Organism: Mustela erminea (ermine)
Lineage: Eukaryota; Metazoa; Chordata; Mammalia; Carnivora; Mustelidae
Gene: PPP1R3G
Product: protein phosphatase 1 regulatory subunit 3G
Exons: 1
Coding region: 23-1078 (351 amino acids)
Biological process (GO): regulation of glycogen biosynthetic process
Cellular component (GO): protein phosphatase type 1 complex
Molecular function (GO): protein phosphatase 1 binding; glycogen binding
Source: RefSeq, a predicted model, not a curated record